Dunckerocampus dactyliophorus (ringed pipefish) is the source of this 3078-nucleotide messenger RNA. RefSeq names its product GTP binding protein 1 (gene gtpbp1). The transcript has 14 exons. Gene Ontology annotation, molecular function: GTPase activity; GTP binding; translation elongation factor activity. Gene Ontology annotation, biological process: translational elongation. The record is from RefSeq and is a predicted model, not a curated record. Bases 297 to 2339 code for a protein of 680 amino acids. NCBI's taxonomy places the organism in Eukaryota, Metazoa, Chordata, Actinopteri, Syngnathiformes, Syngnathidae.
CUCUGCUCGCAUAUUCAACCGCAGCAGGGAAGACUAUUGGCGAGCAUGUAACAUAUUCACCCACACCUACCUCAUUAUUAUUGACAAGGCGGUUACGUGACUGUUUUUGAAAAGCUUUCAAUACAAACUGACAGCUUACAAAUAGUCCGUGCUGUCUUUGCAAUGUUAGCAAAACCGAAAGUGUGCCUAUGGGACGUGUUAGCGGCGUAGCUAGCUGCUAGCCAACGUUAGCAUCACAGCUGUCAAGCGCCACAGUCUACCCAGCCUGAUAGAUACUCCUCGUACAGUAAACCGAAAUGGCAUCCGUAGCAGCGGCGGCGCAUGACUCAAGUGCCGGCCCAGGUUCGAUACCCUUGGCUGAUGCUUUACUCCCAGCGAGUAUAUUCGCACCUGACCGGGGAGGAUGCGCGGACGACCCCGGGGAUGAGUGCUACGAUGACGGAGAGAUGCUCAACGGCAAGCCCGAGGAUCGAAGGGUCGACUUUACUAGCAAGCUGGCCCUGGUCAGUCCAAAUGGAGAGCAGUAUGACUCCUUACUCAGCCAGCUACGGGACAGGAUGGAAGAGGGGUCUGGAGAGACCAUCUAUGUGGUUGGGAUGGGUUCAGAUGGUGGUGACUGGGGUCUAAAUGACAAGGACAUGGAGGCCUCGGAGGCCACGGUGCGAUCCAUGUGCGCGCAGCUAGACGCUGACCUCAUCCCGCUGAGGGAACGCACCGAGGCGGAGGGUUUGGUGAGGGACUAUCUGAUUCGUCGGCGUGUGGGGGAGCUGGACUUCCUGGAGGUCAGAGUGGCAGUGGUGGGGAACGUGGAUGCUGGUAAGAGUACUCUUCUGGGGGUGUUAACACAUGGAGAGCUGGACAACGGCAGAGGCUUCGCUCGCCAGAAGCUCUUCAGGCACAAGCACGAGAUGGAGAGCGGAAGGACCAGCAGCGUGGGCAACGAUAUCCUCGGAUUCGACCAGGAGGGACAGGUGGUGAACAAACCGGAUAGCCAUGGAGGUAGCCUGGAUUGGACAAAAAUCUGCGAGAAGUCCUCCAAAGUCAUCACCUUCAUUGAUCUGGCUGGCCAUGAGAAAUACCUGAAGACCACCGUGUUUGGCAUGACCGGACACUUGCCAGACUUUUGCAUGCUCAUGGUGGGCAGCAAUGCAGGGAUUGUUGGGAUGACCAAAGAGCACCUGGGCCUGGCCUUAGCCCUCAACGUUCCCGUGUUUGUUGUGGUUACAAAAAUAGACAUGUGUCCUGCCAACAUCCUGCAAGAGACAUUAAAGCUGCUCCAGAGGUUACUCAAGUCCCCUGGCUGUAGGAAGAUCCCCGUCUUGGUUCAGAACAAGGACGACGUCAUCGUCACAGCGUCCAACUUCAGCUCAGAGAGGAUGUGUCCCAUUUUUCAAAUCUCGAACGUGACUGGAGAGAACAUGGACCUGCUCAAGAUGUUCCUCAACCUGCUGUCAUCACGCACAUGCUACAGAGACGACCAGCCGGCCGAGUUUCAGAUUGACGACACCUACUCCGUACCGGGAGUGGGAACGGUAGUGUCAGGAACUACUUUACGUGGACUGAUACGUCUGAACGACACCAUGCUACUGGGGCCAGACCCACUGGGCAGCUUUAUUUCCAUCGCCGUCAAAUCCAUCCACCGCAAGAGAAUGCCAGUGAAGGAAGUUCGAGGCGGGCAGACAGCAUCGUUUGCACUCAAAAAGAUCAAGCGCUCGUACAUAAGGAAAGGCAUGGUGAUGGUGUCCCCGAGAUUGAACCCGCAGGCCACCUGGGAGUUUGAAGCAGAGAUCCUCGUGCUGCAUCACCCCACUACGAUAUCGCCCCGAUACCAAGCUAUGGUCCACUGUGGCAGCAUAAGGCAGACGGCCACCAUCUUGUCCAUGAGUAGAGAUUGUUUACGAACAGGGGACAAGGCUUCUGUCCACUUCCGCUUCAUUAAGACCCCCGAGUAUCUUCACUGUGACCAGAGGCUGGUGUUCCGGGAGGGACGCACCAAGGCUGUAGGGACCAUCACAAAACUCCUGCAGUCCACCAAUAAUAUGCCGUCAAACUCCAAACCGCCACAAAUUAAAAUGCAGUCCACUAAAAAGGCACCUUCUCGAAAAGACGACGGCACCUCGGCAAACAACGACGAGGGGACGACGAUAGCGCAGUCAGCCGGCCCGAGUGUGACACAACAGGGAGAGGGGGAUGAGGACCCUCAGUUAAAGGAGGGCAACAAAGAAAACAAGCCAAAGACUGGAGGGGGUGGAAGGAGAAGAGGAGGCCAGAGACACAAAGGAAAAGGCCAGAACAUCUCUGCAGCGGCUGCCUCCACGUCAGGAACAGGAGGCUGCUGAGCUGCACACCCAUCCACGUUGCUUACCUCCCUCUCCAUUACACCAUUCCUGACUAUUUUAGUGCAAAACACUCCUCAGUCUUAUUCCACUUUGCCUUUUUCUUUUUUAUACCAGGGUUUUAUUGUAAAGUGAACAUGAAAGCUAUGCCCCCAUGUUUAGAACGGCUUACAUGACACACAGCAAAGUAGAAGAUAGCUUCAGUCCAUCAUUCAUUUGAUAUGUUUUAUCUUGAGAGGGAGGUAAAACCCCAAAAGAAGGGUCCAAUAAAUAUGAGCAGCUAAAAGCCAAACUUGCCCAUGCGUUCCCUGGGAAUUUGCAAAAGAAUUUUUAAAAACAACAUUCUUGGUAUUUAUACUUGAUGUAUCAAAUCCCUGAGGAGAAGGAUUCAAAUGAAUGUAGCACACGUUAAAUUCUUGAUAUAAUCAUAAAAGCUGUUGCAUUUUAUAACGAUCCAUUAUUUAUUUGGCAUAUAUGCAAAAAAUUUUACCCUUUGAUGUGUGACUUUUGACCGCGUUUCAGUUGUGCUCGCUUACCCGGUUGUGUGCACCAUAUGGACACACGCGAUACAACGCAGCAUGUCCACAUUCUCGUCACAUCACCCCAGCAUUAAGACAUUAAGACAUGCAGUGCUUGCAGUGCUAGUACUCUACUGCCCCUUGUGCUUGCAGCGUGCUACUGUUAACAUGUGCCACUUUGACCCCAGUAAAAGCUGUCAAUAAACUGGCUGUUCUGAGCUGCA